CGGGCCGGUAAAACAAAGAGAGAGAGAAAGCGGAGGCCGCCUUUGCUGCCCUCCUGCGACUCCUCCUACUCCUACUCCCAGUGCGUCGUGCUCCUGGCCUUCCUCGCGCACCUCCUGCUGUCAUUCUCCCUCCCUCCCGGUCUCCUCCUCCUCCUCUCCCCAACCACCUGGCCUCUGCCUGCGCGGACCGACCUCCAUGGCCACCGCACCGUAGCCCUGGCCCGUAAUAAGGAUGUUUUAGGCAGACAGGAUCCUGUGGCUUGCACUUCCCAAACGGGAUCAUGGUUAAUACCAAACGCGAGCCUGCCGGAGAGGGGUUACCUGAUGGUUGGUUGAAAGAGUACAGGCCUAGAAAGGUUCGGCAUGGAACUAGGGCCAGGAGGGACAAGUUCUACAUUGAUCCUACAAAUAGCUACGAAUUUCGUUCUCUCAAAGAAGUUCACCUCUAUCUCGAAUCCCAAGAUACCAGUGACCGUGUUGUGACGCCAAACAAGAGAAAAAUUGAGGACCUGCAGGUUUCAGGGAACCAGUCUCAACAUUCUGGGCGGCCAUCAUCGGAGCCGAAGGGUGUCUCCAAAGGGAGGCUGGCUGAAUUGAAGCUUCAGAUGGCAAGAGAGAAAGAUCAGCCUCUGAAGCAUGAAUCUGCUGGAAGAGAAGAAGCAAAUGUGGAGCCGAAACCCAAGGGGAAAAAGCAAAAAACUGAACCUGUGAAACAGAUUGCUGCACCUGUUCGAUCGUCACCUCGUUUGACUGCAGUGAAAAGGGACCAGGAAGCGAAUGAUGUGCCUGGUGAUGCACUUGUCGGCGCUACAGAUACCAAUGGUCAGUUACAACCAGCAAAGCAGGUCAAAAAUCCUAAGUCAAAGGCAAUUUCCUCUCCAGUAAUUCAGAAUAAAGAUGGUGCACAUGCCCCAAGUACUUCUGGAAAUGCUGAAGACAAGUAUCCUUCAGCUCCUGAACAGAUACUAGGAGCAUCUGCUGCAUGCUCGUUAACAGACGUUGGAUGCCAGAAUGUGGAUGCUCCGCCGCAACCGAACGGACUUGUUGGAACAGCUGAUGCUAUGCCCGGAUAUUCCCUGUCGUCGCUGUUUCGAAGUAUCUGGUCAGACCCAUGCCUGGAGUUUGCAUUCAGGACUCUUACAGGUGAUAUCCCUGUCCUUGACAACAACGUAGCUGUUGCAAAUUACUUCCUUCCACCACAGGACUUGAACAAGGGGACCGUGCCGCCCAAUUGUUCGUCUUCCACUUAUGACGGUGCUCGGAAGAACCAUGGCCAAGUCGACAGUGUCAGGCUGCCAAUGCCAAGGCCAUCAGAUAAGCUCUACAGCAGUGGCUGGUUCCCUCCCCAGUGAACUCCAUCUGGGAAAUAAGCAACAACUGCCCAAAGUGCAAAUAAGAAGGAAUCCUUAGUUCAGGUCAUAGAUAAGCCUCGUAGCGCUCAUCGUUAGGGUACCUCGACAAUGAUGCAUGUUUUAAUAAAGACUUGUGUCUUGUUGUAACCGCAGUAGAUGAUCCAUCGCUAAUAUUACCCAUCAUAUGGUAGACUUUGGCAGAACUUUUGAAUCUGUGUAGUAAGUUGACUUGGUAGCAACUCUUUUGUUGUCCGGUUAGCGGAUAGAGAAGCCGACGGUACAGAGAAAGCCCCCUGAUUUUCAUGGCUGGGGUUUUCACUCUGUCUGCCAAAAGCCCUUCCAGUUUAAUCAUGGAUGAUGCUUGUAAGACAUGUUAUGUUAACUGGACUAAGUUAUAGGUGGAUUUGGCUUCUGUGAUUA
Molecule: messenger RNA, 1772 nt
Organism: Triticum dicoccoides
Lineage: Eukaryota; Viridiplantae; Streptophyta; Magnoliopsida; Poales; Poaceae
Exons: 5
Coding region: 282-1352 (356 amino acids)
Molecular function (GO): DNA binding
Source: RefSeq, a predicted model, not a curated record